AUGAGAAUUCCAAUAGAAAAGGCAGUAACAGCAAUAAAUGAUGUAACAUUAUUACAAGAAAGUAUGACUUCUGAGGAAUUGAGAAAAUGCAAAGAAUUAAAUCGAAAAUUAAUGAACCAACCUGAAUCUCCUGCAUUUAAUACACCAGUUGAUCCAGUUGCACUUCAAGUUCCAACAUACUUUAGUGUAAUUAAAAGACCAAUGGAUUUAGGAACCAUUAAACACAAUUUAUCAGAUAAAAAAUAUAUCACAAAAGAAGAGUUUCAAGCUGAUAUGUUAUUAGUAUUUGACAAUGCAUUAUUAUUUAACCAUCCAGAUUCGGAGGUUUAUCAUUGGGCAGUUAAGUUGAAAAAACAAUUUGAGACGUUAUGGAAAAAUGCAUUCAAAGAGAAAAAACCCGUAGAUACAAAAACUAAUGUUACAUCGCAUAAUGAAACAUUAAAUAAAGUAGAAGAAAAGAAGCCAGAAGUGAGUAAUUCUAAGAAAACACGAGCAUCUUCAAGAAAGAAAAAUACUAAUAAACCAUUAACUAAAGAAGAGAUGAUUAAAUUAAGAAGUGAUUUAAAACAAAUUGAAAAGAACAAAGACAAACUAAUUGAAGUACUUGCUGUGGUUAAUGUAGACAGUAAAGGAAAGAAUGAAGUUUCACUUGAUUUAAGUAAAUAUACCACACAACAACUUAGAGAAUUACAAAGAAUUUUAAAAGGAAAAGGAAGAAAAGAUGGAGAUUAUGAUGGUAAGACUUACGAAGAAAAGAUGCAACAAUCUAUUCAAGAACUUGAAUUGUUAAAGAAGAUUCAAGGAGAGCCUGUAAAGAAAAGUGUUGUUAAUAAACCUAAAAAAGAUGAAGAAAGCGAUAGUGACAAUGAAUUGUCAUCGUCAUCAUCUCUUGAUUCAGAAGAAGCAAAUUUGAUGAGAAUGACUGAUGCACAUUCAAAGAAAAUGUAA
Messenger RNA from Entamoeba nuttalli P19, 948 nucleotides. RefSeq names its product bromodomain containing protein. The record is from RefSeq and is a predicted model, not a curated record. The coding region runs from base 1 to 948 and encodes 315 amino acids. The transcript has a single exon. Gene Ontology annotation, molecular function: protein binding. NCBI's taxonomy places the organism in Eukaryota, Evosea, Mastigamoebida, Endamoebidae.